AUGAUUUUGUUUACGCAUGUAUUGUUUAUGUUCAUCUGUUGGGUGAACGCCCAAUACGAAUGGCAACCAAAGGACGCUGUGGAUGAAAUCCGACACAGAUUAGAUAAAAUAAAUGCUGACAAUUGUGGGAUUCAACCAUUGGGUGAGAUAUAUUUACCUGAAGACACGGUGUCGCAUAUACCAGACAUCAAAGAUGUCGCCAUCAAUCCUGUGUUUCCCAAUCGUACAGCCUUGUUACAUAUAAGCAACAUGGCUUUGAACAGAGGAUUUUUCUUCAGUUAUAUAUCACAAGCUAGGUUUAUACGUCCAGCAAUCAACGACACAUAUGAUCCAGGUAUGUUGUAUUAUUUUUUAUCUACAGUUGCCGACGUAUCAGCCAAUUCCCACAUUAACGCCAGUGCCAUAUAUUUCGCCCCCAACAUGUCCUAUUCGCCGUCUUAUAGAGGAUUUUUCAACAAAACACUUCCGUAUUUUGCUCCUCGGACAUUUCGGUAAGCUAAUAGAUAUAUUAAUUAUCAAAUUUGAUUUUAAUAUUGGAUUUUAUAAACAUAUAAUAUAGAGCUGAUGAUUUCAACGAUCCUAUUCAUUUGGAAAAAAUGUCAACUUUAAAUACAUUUACUGUUAAAGAUUUGGGUGCUUUUUCUAACGAAAGUCUUACACAGGACUAUACAUCAAAAUUUUAUGGAAUCAAUGAAUGGUAAUUAACCUUUUUUUUUAUGUCAGUAUAAUGUUUAAUCAUUUAUUUUUUGUGGCAAUCAUUUAUAUUCCAGGUAUUCUAAGUGGCUUCCAGAUAAUGUUGUUGGACGUCAUGAUACAAAGACUACUUAUCAAGUAGAAAUUCGUUAUGCCAACAACACAAAUGAAACACAUACUUUCCACGGUCCUCCAGGUAAAUUUUACUGUUUAAAUUAUUUUUUGUAUUUAUAAAUUUAUAUUAAAAAUUAUUAACUUUUAUAAUUACAUUUGUAUUACACUUACAUUCAUAAUAUUUAUUUUAUUAAGGAGUUGAUGAUAUUCCGGGUCCAAUAAAGUGGACCAGGCCAUAUUUUGAUUGUGGACGCAGUAACAAAUGGUUGGUAGCAGCCGUUGUGCCAAUUGCUGAUAUUUACCCUCGUCAUACUGGAUUUAGACAUAUUGAAUAUCCUACGUAUGUUUUAUUUUUAAAAAUUAUUCUGAUGUUAUUUAUUAUAUUUUGAUUUUACUAUUUUAGUUAUACUGCCGUAUCUGUAAUAGAAAUGGACUUUGAACGAAUAGAUAUCAACCAAUGUCCUAUAAGUGCAGGGAAUUCAGGACCUAAUCGUUUUGCAGAUACUGCAAAAUGUAAAGAAAAAACUACAUUAGUAAGUAUUUUAUGAGGAAAAAAUUGUUCACUUCACAUAAUAAUCAUUUAUCUUUAUUAUUUAUAGUGUGAACCAUUAGAUGGUUGGGGUUUCCGGCGAGGUGGUUAUCAAUGUCGAUGUUUACCUGGUUAUCGAUUAGGAAAUACAGUUCGUCGACCAUUUUUAGGAGAAAUAAUAGAACGAGCAACACUUGAACAAUAUUACAGCGAUAUAUUUGACUGUAAACGGAUUGGAUGUAUGUUAUAUUUUAAUUUUAUAUGUCUUUAACAUUUUAUAUAGUUUUUAUGAUUUACUUUCUUAUUUUACUUUUAAUUAACUUAAGGGCUUCAAAGUAAAAUAGUCUUCCCAAGUCAAAUGGACCCUUAUCUUCGUGAUCAAUAUUUGGAAAAAAAUUCUGAAUACAAAAACUUUACUAUGGGGCUAGGAUCCCUAAAAGAUUCGAAUAUCAAUAUCCAUGAAGUAAUCAAUUCCAUACGAGGAGUAAAUCCAACCAAUUGCCAUAAGUAAGUACUUCUUUCUACACAAAUAAUUUGAUAUUCAAUUUUUUUAUGUUUAGAUAUCGAAAAGAAGACUUAGAACUGUUAGGUGACUAUGGAUUUGGAGCAAAUAAACAAUUUGCAAAUGAAGCUAAGAUGGCUGUUCGUCUUGCUAAUUUCAUAAGUGCAUUUUUACAAGUAAUUUAUUUGUGUUAACACACAGUAUAUUUAUAAAAAAAUAUAAUAUAUAUUUUUCAGAUAUCUGAUCCAAAAGAAGUUUACUCUGGAACUCGUUUAGCCGAUAAGCAUUUGUCUGAAGAUGAAAUGAUCGGAGAAACAUUAUCAAUUGUAAUGGCAGAUUUUAAAAUAUGGUCAGCGGGUACAUUCUGGGAUACAAACAAAUUUCCAAACCGUACUCUUUUUGCUCCAUAUGCUUAUAAAACAGUAAAUUAUGGUCGUAAGUUCUUCGUGGAAGAUUUAGCCAGAUUAAACAAGACCGGUUAGUUAAUAUAAUAAUUUCAAUUGUUAUUAUUUUUGUGUUCUCUUUAUGCUAUCAAUUUAAUAACAAUCCAAAUGUUUAGAUGAAGUUUAUACAAAUAAACAAUGGUUUACUUUUACAAAAAGUCGAUGGUCUACUAACUUUGACAGUUUAGAAAAGUUUUAUAUUAAAUUGAAAUUGCGCUAUACCGAAGAAGGAAAUCAUUUAAAUAAAUUUGAAUAUUAUCCUACUUUUUACAGGUAACUACUAUAAAAUUAUUUAUAAAAUUAAUUAUAAUAAUACGCAAUCUAAAUUUGACAUUAGAGCGGCUAAUUUGGAUCAUGGUUAUUGGUCAGCUCCUUAUUAUGAUUGCAAUGGUCCAGCAAAAGAUUGGUUUAUUCGUUAUACUGUCCCGUUCUUUGGUUGGGACCGUCUCAAAGUCAAAUUAGAGUUCAAGUAAUUAUUUUUAAAUUUAUAAUUGUUUAAUAAAAUAUGAGUUGAUGUAAUAAUUAUUUUUGUUUUUUAGAGGCGCAAUUUCAGUUACAAUGCCACUUUUAAAUUUAGAUAUAAAUCAGUGUCCUGACAAAUUUUAUAAACCCAAUGCAUUUAAAGGAACUCAUAAAUGUGAUCAACUUAGUUCAUAUGUAUGACAAUAUUUAUUUUCAUAAUCAAUAACUGUUUUAAAUUAAUAAUUAAUUUGAAUUUAGUUUUUAAAAAAUUAAAUGUUUUUAUUUUACAAUUAUCUAAUGUCACUGUUCAACUUUACAAUAUUCGAUUUACCAGAAAAUUUAAAAUAAUAUGUUUGUAGUGUGUGCCAAUACAAGGACGUGGUUAUGAAAUUGGUGGUUAUAAAUGCGAGUGUAUACAAGGUUUUGAGUUUCCAUUCGAGGAAGAAGAUUUCACAUAUUUUGAUGGUCAAAUGAUGGAAGAUGAAUUUAUGCACAUGUUUCAUAAUAAUAAAACUAGGUAUUGAAUUAUUGCUUUAACUAAAAAUAUAAUAAAAUAUUUUUUAAAUUAUUUUUUUUGUGUUUUCUUAGGUAUGAUACUUUCAAAUGUCGUAUAGCAGGAGCUGCACUUCCUUUGAGUAACAUUUUUUAUGUCUUGGCAAUGGUUUUUUGUAGUUUAUUAAUGUGGAUUAGAUAA
This is a messenger RNA of Cinara cedri, 3437 nucleotides long. The record is from the annotation of a GenBank genome assembly. Lineage: Eukaryota; Metazoa; Arthropoda; Insecta; Hemiptera; Aphididae.